This is a messenger RNA of Cryptotermes secundus, 2719 nucleotides long. RefSeq names its product forkhead box protein L2-like. Bases 279 to 1535 code for a protein of 418 amino acids. The record is from RefSeq and is a predicted model, not a curated record. Gene Ontology annotation, molecular function: RNA polymerase II cis-regulatory region sequence-specific DNA binding; DNA-binding transcription factor activity, RNA polymerase II-specific. The transcript has 9 exons. Lineage: Eukaryota; Metazoa; Arthropoda; Insecta; Blattodea; Kalotermitidae. Gene Ontology annotation, biological process: anatomical structure morphogenesis; cell differentiation; regulation of transcription by RNA polymerase II.
CGCUGAAACCAUUCGUCACGUUUUUCUAACCUUGCAUUGCCUUCUUGCUAGGAUUUAGAAAAACAGCAGCGGUACGUUUGCUCCUUUUCGCUAGUGUAAAUAUUUACGUUUUCGCUCUUCUGAACACAAAUAUUAAGGCAACUGUAGCGUUAGUGCAAUAUUUUAGCAUGGGACUUCAUUACUUUCUCGUGUUGUGACAACAAGAAAAGGAAAACUUUUGCCCUGUUUUGUGCGAUUGUGUGUCCAGGACAGUUGACUUGUUGACCGAUUAAUCCUGCAUGACGGAUCGGCUCUUGACGUGUGGCAGAAUGGUGUCUCACCUCAUGGUUGGAACGGACGUGGACGCUACGGCUGGGUUGACUCUGAAGGUGAAGCAGGAACCAUUCUCAGCCUCCGGUGAACUGAUUCGCGCGUCCAGCUACGACCACCAGACGUCAGCACAGUCGGGGCAGCCACCGCCCUCUUUGUCUGCUGUCAAGGAGGAGUCCUACCAUAACAACCAUGAGACGCUACAGCAGGCCUUGGUCACCUCACAGCGACAUCUGGAAGACAUUGCCAGCAAGAUCUGCGGGAGCAUUGCUGUCACAGCCGUGUCCACCUCCCAGGGCUCUAGUGCCACUUCCACGACGACGACGACGACAACUUCGACGUCGAACUCGACGCCGGACACGGAAACGAAACCGCCCUACUCCUACGUCGCCCUGAUAUCUAUGGCCAUAGAGAACAGCCCCCACAAGAGGGCAACACUGUCAGAGAUCUACGCCUACAUCACGACCAAUUUCCCGUACUUCGAGAAGAAGAAGAAGGGUUGGCAGAACUCGAUCCGCCACAACCUCUCUCUCAACAAGUGCUUCAUCAAGAUACCGCGAGAGGGCGGCGGUGCCAAGGGAAACUACUGGAAGCUAGAUCCGGAAUGCGGCGACAUGUUUGAAAACGGCAACUACAGACGUCGGCGCCGCAUGAAGCGUCAGUACCACUCGACGGCCCCCUACCCCAAGGCAUUGUACGGAGACGCAGCAGGGUUCAGGUCCCCAGCCCGUCACCAUCACCAGCUACCCCUAGGGACACACAACUUGUUCGGGGCGCCGACAGGUUACCCUCCAGCGUACUCACGCUACGACCCCAGCACCGCUUGGUCGCUCCAGCCACCUUACCCUCCGUGCCAGGCCCGCGGCGGCCCCAACCCUACGGCACACACACAGGCAUUCAACCCCUACAGCCAGCUUCAGUCACAGCUGCAGCCAGUUCAGUCCAUGCAGAUCUCGGCCGCCAUGAAUGGCUACAGCCAGACGCUGAGUACCGCCGGUCUAGGCGCUACUACGGGUCCUGGGUUUGGAGCUGGGUUCCCUCCCUGCAGUCGACGUCACGACGCUGCUACCGUUGCCGCCGUCGCUGCUGCCGAUGCCAUGCGUUAUCCCUAUUGGCCAGAGGUUGUCGUGAACGACGGGACGAGCUCCGCCACGCCGGCUGCUGGAAGCUUCAGCGGGGUCGAUUUCAGCAUCACCGGCCCGUCACGGCCGAAAUGCUUCAUGUGAACGCUAACUGCAGUUCCAAGUGGCCAGCGCUGCUACACGUUGCCCGUGUUAAGGAUUGGUUACAUCAAUUUUAAUAUAUUAUAAACAGAAACUUGCUUAUUUAAAUCAAAUAUGUAAUCGGUGAUUAUAUAAUAAAAUUUAUUAUUUUUAGUUAAGAGGGAGAGGGAAGGUGAAUGUAUGUACGUACGUACGUACGUGCAUUUAUACACGUACGGACUCAUGUACGUGCGCACUUAUUUACCUACGCACUUAUGUACGGACGCACUUAUACACGCACGGACUCAUGUGCUUGCGCACUUAUUUACGUAUGCACUUAUGUACGCGCGCACUUUUGUACGGACGCAUUUAAGUACGCACGCACUUAUGUACAUACGCUCUUAUACACGCACGCAACUAUGUACGCGCACACUUUUAUACGGACGCAUUUAUGUACGCGCGCACUUUUAUACGGACGUAUUUUUGUACGGACACAUUUAUGUACGCGCGCACUUUUGUACGGACGCAUUUAUGUACGCGUUCAAUUUUAUACGGACGUAUUUUUAUACGCGCGCACUUUUGUACGGACGUAUUUUUGUACGCGCGCACUUUUAUACGGACGCAUUUUUGUACGCGCGCACUUUUGUACGGACGCAUAUAAGUACGUACGUAUGUACGCGCGCAAUUUUGUACGGACGCAUUUAUGUACGCGCGCACUUAUGUACGGACGUACUUUUGUACGGACGUAUUUUUGUACGCGCGCACUUUUAUGCGGACGUAUUUUUGCACGCGCGCACUUUUAUACGGACGUAUUUUUGUACGCGCGCACUUUUAUACGGACGCAUAUAAGUACGUACGUAUGUACGCGCGCACUUUUGUACGGACGCAUUUAUCUACGCGCGCACUUUUAUACGGACGUAUUUUUGUACGCGCGCACUUUUGUACGGACGUACUUUUGUAUGCGCGCACUUUUGUACGGACGUACUUUUGUACGGACGCAUUUAUCUGCGCGCGCACUUUUAUACGGACGUAUUUUUGUACGCGCGCACUUUUAUACGGACGCAUAUAAGUACGUACGUAUGUACGCGCGCACUUUUGUACGGACGCAUUUAUCUACGCGCGCACUUUUAUACGGACGUAUUUUUGUACGCGCGCACUUUUGUACGGACGUACUUUUGUAUGCGCGCACUUUUGUACGGACGUACUUU